UGUUCUCCACCCUGCAGUAAUGGAUCGUUGUGUCGAACUUCCAACAGCUGUCUGUACAGGAAAGGUUUUCAUGGCAUCCGCUGCCAAUUCACCAGAAUUUUAGGUCCUGAGGGAGGCGCUCCAGGAACAUCCUCUCAUCCAGCUGGUCAACCUGAACACACAUGUUCUGAUCGAAAGCCGUCAAACAAUGGAAACUUUGCUCCUCUGAAGAAUGGAAGUUUGGAAUUUGAAAGUCAAGGAGCAGAUCCAGGAGGGGUUACCAAAAUGAUUCUGACACCAAUAGAGAACCGAACCACUCCAGGAAGCGUGGGUCUGAUAAGGACAGAUCCAGAGAGGCAAAAAACUGUUGAGGAACAAGAUGUUCUGGAGCUGAAGACCCAAAGUAAUGAAGGAAAAAGGACACAAAGAUCUAAAUCGCUGGAGCUGAAAUUAAGUCUGGGAGUUCAAACAGAUGAAGGUCUGACGGAAACCUCAGAGAGGAGACCAGAUGAGAAAAAAGGAGGAGCAGAGGAGAUGAAGAGGCAGGUCCCGAGUUUGAGGGAGGCCCAGUCUGUCCUGCUGAGGAACACUUUAUCGCAAGGAGGAAGAGGAGGCAACAUGGCCGCCCUGUUGAUAAAGCAUAUAACCAGAGAGAAGAGGAAGCUACAUACUUUGACCUCUUCAUACAACUCUACAUCCUCUUCAAUAAAAACCAGCAUGAAGACUUUUCCCAAUCAGAGGGGCAGGUACAGCCUCCACCUAUCUGCUCCCAAAGUUCUCUGUCCUCUGAUCUGUAAGAACGGAGGCCUCUGUCUGCAGAAGGAUCGCUGCUUAUGUCCUGCAAACUUUACCGGAAAGUUCUGCCAGAUUCCUGUCUCACAUUUAGCCGCCAGGUCCGGAGACGCCAACGAGGUGGUCAAACCUCUGCUGCUCUCUGCCACGGCAGCCAAUCAGGAGCUGAUGCAGUCAGAGUUCCUGCUGCCACUUGGGCAGAGCCGGGCGGUGCCACGGUCCACAGAAGCGUCAGACCCCCGCAUGGUGAAGGUCAGAGUUCAGCACCCCCCCGAGGCCAGUGUGAAGAUCCACCAGGUGAUGAAGGUUUCUGGCUCCGUUCCCUCCCUGCGGUCCCUCUCCUCCUCCUCCUCUUCGGGUUCGGCCGGUGCUCCUGCUCCGGCUCUGCUUCCAGCAGGUGCCGGAAGAAUCCAGGCCCAGACUUUGAGGGGCGGUGGAACUUACAACCUUCAGUCUGACUUCAAAUACUGCUUCAGAGAAGUCAAAGAUGGACAGUGCAGCUCUCCUCUCCCUGGUUUGAGGAGCAGGGAGGUGUGCUGUAGGGGAGGUGGGAAGGCGUGGGGCCUCACCGACUGCACUCUCUGUCCUGAAACCCCAGGUCGAAGCAACAACAGCUGUCCUGUUGGCUUCCAGCGAUCAGCUAAUGGAUCACAGUGUGUCGAUGUGAAUGAGUGCCACCAGCCGGGGCUGUGUGAGAACGGCCUCUGUGUGAACACCAUGGGGAGCUAUAGCUGUGUGUGUUGCUUGGGGUUCAUCCUCGAUGCCACACAUGGAAUCUGCAUAUCACAAAGUGUGAUAUCAGAGGAGAAGGGUCAGUGUUACAGAGUCGUGGGCGCAGGUCUGGGUCCAUCUUCCUGCUCCUUGCCCAUAGCUCGAAACAUCACCAAGCAAAUCUGCUGCUGCAGCCGAGUCGGUAAAGCCUGGGGACCAGACUGCCAGAGAUGUCCUUACUUUGGUUCAGUUACCUUUAAAGAGAUCUGUCCAGCCGGUCCUGGUUAUCAUUAUUCAGCAUCCACUCUGCAGUUCACUCAAAGAGCUGAUGCUGAGCAGGCAGGGCGAGGAUCCCUGCCAACAUCCCAGGACAACACGGGUCCAGAUUCACAGCUUUCCUCAGGGUCCAGAGGUGGUGGAACCUCUCACUCUCUGCAGAGACCCAGCUUCUCUGGUUCACCAUUUUCUACCAGACCCAAUUCGCCUCAGCCUGGCCUGAAUGCCGGUUCCUCGUCUUCCAGACUAGCGCAGCCUGCCAGCUCUGCAGCCAGGGCCUCCCAGGAGAGACUGGACACCGAACAGGGACGGUCCAACCCACCUCCAGCCAGACCAAAGCUUUUCUCAAGUGAUAAUCAAGCUGCCAAUCAGCCUUCCACUGGAUCCCAAUCCGACCCGUCACCAGGACGAGGAGACUCUCUGCCGCCUCAGACCUCAGAGCGUGGAUCCAGACCUGGUGGAGAGCUCCCUGUCCCAGAGAGACAACCGGCUGUGGUCCCAACGAGACGUCCAAGCAGAGUCCAGAUUGUUCGUAGUGUGUGUCAGAGCAGGCCAGGUGUGUGUGGGCGGGGCCGCUGCCUGGACCAACCGGGUGGGAAAUACACCUGCGAGUGCGAGGAGGGAUACCAGCUCAACGAUCAGGGAACCCUCUGUCACGAUGUGGACGAGUGCCAGCAAAAUCCCUGCACUAAUGGCCGCUGUGAAAACACAGCAGGAAGCUACAGGUGUGCCUGUCACCGUGGUUACAGGCUCAUUGGGAACACCUGUGAAGAUGAGGACGGGUGCCGACAGAAUCCCUGCAGUAAUGGCCGCUGUGAAAAUAUAGCAGGAAGCUACAGGUGUGUCUGUCAUCGUGGUUACAGGCUCAGUGGGAACACCUGUGAAGAUGUGGACGAGUGUCAGCAGAAUCCCUGCACUAAUGGGCACUGUGAAAACACAGCAGGAAGCUACAGGUGUGCCUGUCCUCAUGGUUAUAGGUUCGUUGGGAACACCUGUGAAGGUAUGGAAGAAAAGUUGGCUCUAUUACAAGAGGCCAGUAGUACGCCUACCAUAUAUGUGGACGAGUGUGUGGAUCCUCUGCAGUGCCCGGGUCAGGAAUGUAUUAACACUCUGGGUUCUUAUCGCUGCUCAUCCUGCCACGCAGGAUUCGGGUUGCUCAAUGGGAUCUGUACAGACAUUGAUGAGUGUCGGCGGUCUCCAUGCUCCAAUGGCCGCUGUGAAAAUACACCUGGAAGUUUUCGCUGUGUUUGUCUCAAUGGUUACCGGCUCAAAAACAACACCUGCACGGAUGUCGAUGAGUGUGCUGAGCCGUCUCAGUGUCCUGGACAGAUGUGUGUGAACUCUGUGGGAUCCUACAGGUGUGUGUCUUGUCGACAAGGAUACACGCUAACCAACAGACAGUGCACAGAUGUGGAUGAGUGUGCGAGUGCCGGAGCAUGUGAAGCAGAGCAGGUAUGUGUGAACACUGUCGGCUCGUUCAGAUGUGACUGUCGUCCCGGAUACCGACGCUUUGGCCUGGGAGGACAGUGCAGAGACGUCAACGAGUGUUUGGAAGGGGACUUUUGUUUCUCUAGAGGGGAGUGUGUAAACACACCUGGGUCAUACACCUGUGUAUGCUCACCUGGAUUCACACUAAAUGAAAACAGGACAGCCUGCCUCGAUGUGGAUGAGUGCAUGAGGUCUGGUGUUUGUUCGGAUGGUCGUUGUGUCAAUACUGAAGGUUCCUUCCAGUGUCAGUGUAAAACUGGCUUCAUCACCAACCCUGAGAAGACCGCCUGCCUCGAUGUGGAUGAGUGUGCCUCUGCCAGUAGUUCUGUUUGUGUGUCGCAGCGAUGUGAGAAUACGAUUGGAUCAUACCGCUGUCUUGCUUCCUGUCAGGCAGGUUAUCAGGUGGCUCCUGAUGGCAGCUGUGUAGAUGAGGACGAGUGUGUGUCUCAGCCAGGUGUCUGUGGUUCUGCUCGUUGUGAGAACACCAAGGGAAGCUUUACGUGUAAAUGUGAUGGAGCAGCAGACAUCUUUGACUCUUCAACCAGACAGUGUCUAAGCUCUGUGGGAACAGCAUCCAGGACAGAUCUUGAGUCGAGACACUAUUCCUCUGCUUCUUCUGGCUUUGAAGUCAGAACAGUGGACGUUGCUGUGGAGCUGCAGCCAUCCUCGGCCCCUCAGCUCCCUGUGCUUCCAGCAGCCCGACCCGGAGAGCUGAGGGACUGUUACUACAACCUGCAUGAACAAGCUUCCUGCAGCCGGCUGACCGCCAACAUCAGCCAGCAGGAGUGCUGUUGCACCAUGGGGGAGGGUUGGGGGCUGGGCUGCCAGUAUCUUACCUGUCCUCCUGAAGACACACCCGAGUUUCUGUCCCUGUGCCCCAGCGGGAGAGGGUAUGUGACAGCGGGAGCGGGAGCCUUCGGCUACUCAGAUGUGGACGAGUGCAAGCGUUUCCAUCCGGAGGUGUGUAAGAAUGGAGUAUGUGUCAACAACAUCCCAGGAUACAGAUGCUACUGCUCCAGUGGUUUUAUUUACAACAGCGCCCUACUGGAGUGUGUCGAUUAUGAUGAGUGUGAGGAGGAGACCUGUGUUGGAGGUGUGUGUGUGAACACUGUUGGUUCGUAUCACUGCAGCUGUGCUCCUCCGCUGGUCCUGGACGACACUCAGAGAAACUGUGUGAACGCCUCCCACCUUACUGUAGAUGAGAACCUGUCCGUGUGCUGGCAGCAUGUUAGCACCGACAUGCUGUGUCAGAGUCCUCUUCUCGGAGGUCAAGUCACAUUCAGCGACUGCUGCUGCUUAUACGGGCAGGGCUGGGGAAUGGGCUGUGCCCUCUGCCCCCGCACUGACUCAGAUGACUACGCCACUCUGUGCAUUUCACAUUCCCCUGGAAGGUUCCCAGGAAGGUUCCAGGACAGAUCAGAAACCGGACCAGGACGAGGAGCUCCUCCAUAUAGUCCGGAGUACUUCCCUCCAGAGCCGCUUCCUGAGAGAGAAUAUGAUCCUCUUGAUUAUGAAGAUUAUGUAGGGGGCAGCAGGUCAGGGAUCAGGGGAAGAACCCCGUCCUCCUUCGGCCCACCGGAUGAAGCCUAUCGUGGGUCUGAGUUCAGUCCUGGUUUCUACCCUGAAGGAGACUACAUCCGGCCUGACGGCUCCCCGCCCAGAGCUCCAACCUUCAGGCUCCCUCCAGACCCCAGGUCAGACAUUGCAUUCGGGUCAAGGCCCGACCCUCCAUCCCUGCCCAACUCGCCUCCUCUAAACCUGGCUCCGCUGCCCAGAUCUCCCUACGGAGAAGGGGAGGAGGAGGACGACUUUAGGACAUGGAGGCCGGCACCACCUUUUCCUCCUUUCACAGACAGGAGUGCAGGAGGCGGAGGAGGACCCCGGAGGGUGUAUGAGCGGCGUUACGAGACGCACGCCGGUCUGAACGCCGAGGAUUGUGGGAUUCUGCACGGCUGUGACAAUGGCCGGUGCAUCCGCGUUGCAGAGGGUUACACCUGCGACUGCUACCAGGGCUUCGAGCUGGACAUGACCUCAAUGACCUGCGUCGACAUAAACGAGUGUGAAGACAGCGUGGGCCUGCAGUUCCCGUGUGUUAACGCCCGCUGUGUGAACACCGAAGGCUCGUUCCGUUGCGUCUGCAGGAGAGGAUACGUCAUGUCCCGCCGACGGAACCACUGCAUCGCUGCUUAGGCCAGGCUGGACUGCACCGGGAUCUAUUAGACCAGUAAACAGGCUGAACUGGUUUUGCUAUUGAGCAACAUAUGACAAACUAGACUGGAGCAGGAGAAAUAUUACUGCACUGAAAUAGUUCAGAUGUUUCUGAUUGCACUAAACCAGCAGAACUGUUUGUCUUGUGGACAGAUUUAAUGUCACCCUGAUCCCCAGUUUAUCCUUGGGAUAGUUUUCCACAGCAGAUACACUAGAAACACCCUCACUGUCAAUCCAAACAGGAACAACCUCACAGGCUGCCAGUUUGGUGUCACUUCUGUCCACCUUUAAAGCACCUAUCACUUGUUGCAAGCGAGUGAGCACAAGGUAGCCAACAACACAUUGGAACACGGCAGGAGACUGAUGGCUUUUUGGAAGGCACAAUUUGGGUCUCGAUGCAUAACGUCCAUCCAAGACAAAAGAUGUCAACUUGGAUUUGAGUUCAUAAAGACUAAAAUUGUGAUUUAAACAGCCCAGAUUGUCAGGAUUAGAUUAGAUUAACUUCCUGCUUGUGUUCUGACCAGCAGUUUUCCAACCUCUCACACUUUCCUCAUGAGCCAUGCAGGGGUUGUGGCAGUCUCCAUUUUCUUCACAUAAAUGCUCCACAUUUUACAGUACAAUCUUAACAUAGUCAGUUCUGUCACAUAAAGUAAAGCAAUGCUGAUUUUUUAUUAUUUCAAUGGCUUCAUUAAUUAACGUUCUUUUCCUUUCUCCUGGUGCCUCACCACCCUUUGUGAGCUUUAGCAUCUUAGCCACUAAAUAUAAGCGUCCUUUGUUGGCAUCAGGGGCAAUGAAGACUCAUCUAACAGGCAAAACGCUGGCAGAAAUUAUAUGGUUUAUUUGUAUAGAACAUUAAAAAAAACAUAUAAACAGGAUUCUGUGCAACAAAAAGACUGAGAAAAAUAUGUUUAAAAUUUAAAGUUGAAACUAAAAUAAAUAUACUAUAUAUAUGUCAUCAUAGGAAAAACUCAAACUUAAAGAUUAUAAAUUAUUAAAGAGAACAAGGGCAAAAAAAGUUACAUAAAACAA
Molecule: messenger RNA, 6483 nt
Organism: Cyprinodon tularosa
Lineage: Eukaryota; Metazoa; Chordata; Actinopteri; Cyprinodontiformes; Cyprinodontidae
Product: latent-transforming growth factor beta-binding protein 4-like
Exons: 35
Coding region: 265-5436 (1723 amino acids)
Molecular function (GO): calcium ion binding
Source: RefSeq, a predicted model, not a curated record